Linum tenue is the source of this 201-nucleotide messenger RNA. The record is from the annotation of a GenBank genome assembly. Lineage: Eukaryota; Viridiplantae; Streptophyta; Magnoliopsida; Malpighiales; Linaceae.
CACGCAUCUCUCCGUCGCAACCCCUCUCUAGGGGUUUCCUCCGCCCCAGUUCUCGGGCUGCCGUCGAUGGCGAAGAGAGGGAGAGUGGUGAAGUGCUCGGCGGAAGGAAACGGAAAAAACGGCAGCGGGUGGGAGAAGAAGGGGAUGAUGAGCGCUUCGGUGAUGGCGGCGGUGGCCGCAGCAGCUGCGUCGAGCCCAGCG